CCGAUGUGAUGCCUAAUGCAGUAAUGUGUAUCCCCGGUAACGGAAUCGGGGGGUCCCAAGUUCCGAACGGGACAACGUUGGUAGCAGAUAGCUCCGUCUUUGAUGAAGCAAUUAUGAUCUAAUGACGAUCAACAUGGAUCAGAAAAGGUCUAUAUAAGAGAUAUCAAUUCGAAAUCAUAAGGAAAUGUGUUCAUGUAGCAUCACCAUCAAACCAGUUAACUAUACAGCUAACUCAAUAAUAAAUAUCAAAGACGAUCAUCAAGAACAAAAUCCAAUACCUGCAGUUUAACGUCCAAUUCCAUCACAACAUACUGUACAAACAAGCACAUUAAACCUCAACGUCCACAAUCAUGGCUGGUGCAAAGGCUCUAGUUGCCCAAUCCCUCACGCCCGACGGCAUUAAAGUCGUAGAAAGGGAUAUCCCCACCGCAAUCCCGGGGACAGCAGUAGUCCGAGUCCUCGCAGCAGCUAUCGGGCCAGGCCACGGGUACCUCGCGACGCACGAAGUCCCCGGCUUCUCCUUUCCCGUCCCCAGCGUCUACGGCAGCAACGCCGUCGGCCGCGUGGUAUCAGUAGGGUCAGAUGCCGUCAGCAUCAAGGAAGGCCAACUUGUCGCCAUCGACCCGUUCACAACAGCACGAGAUGACUCUAACGCCGAGAUCAUCGUGGGAUUGAUGGAUAGCGGCGAGAAGAAGGCGCAGAAGCUAGCUCGCGACACGUGGAGAGAUGGGUGCUGGCAAUCACAUGCCGUCGUCCCACUCGAGAACACAGUCCCGUUAGACGAAGAUGUCCUCGUCGGUAAACACGGGUACACGGUCGAGGAAUUAUCCAUCAUCCUCCGAUUUGGCGUUGCUUAUGGCGCUAUUUCCAACGUCGACAUCAAGGCCGGCGAGACUGUUAUCGUAGGGCCUGCCACGGGUCAGUUCAGCGGCGCCGUGGUUGAGAUCGUGUCCGCACUCGGGGCCCGCGUGAUUGCGCUCGGUCGUAACCAGGCCACGCUGGCUACGCUGCAAUCCAAAAUCCCUCGCGUCGAGACCGUGGUGGUCACAGGCGAUGUGGAGAAAGACGCCCAGUCAAUCCAGGCCUUCGGUCAAGCCGACGCCUUCAUUGACUGCACGCCACACACCGUGCACAGUCAGCCCAGCCAUAUCCAAAGCGCCGUACUAUCCCUUCGCAAGCGAGGCCGGAUUGGUUUGAUGGGCGCGAUGUUCGCCAAUAUCAGUCUCCCCUAUUCCUACAUGAUACUCAACAGCCUGCAAGUCAAGGCGAAAUGGAUGUACACGAGGGAGGAGAUCAGGAGACUUGUCAAGAUGAUCGAGGUAGGGACCUUGAAGAUCGGGAAAGAAGCGGGACACCGGGUGUACGGGAAGUUCAAGCUCGAGGAAUAUGAGAAGGCCUUUGAGGCUGCGCAUACACAUAGUGGUUGGGGUGCGCUUGUGGUAUUCACCCCUUGAGCUGUACAAGUAUAGACUAGAAGCCCUUCAUCUACGAUAGACGAUUCAUCCUCUUCAUAGACUAAGCUAGAUACCCAACGGUAAUAUCAAUAGACAUAACUAC
Molecule: messenger RNA, 1557 nt
Organism: Xylaria bambusicola
Lineage: Eukaryota; Fungi; Ascomycota; Sordariomycetes; Xylariales; Xylariaceae
Product: GroES-like protein
Exons: 1
Coding region: 351-1454 (367 amino acids)
Source: RefSeq, a predicted model, not a curated record